GCAGUGUGGACACAGAUCUGACAGGAGUUGCUAGUUACCUAUCUUAUAGAUGUUUACGAAAUGCGCACUGUUCAUCAGCGACUGUUGCUUGAUAGAUUAGAGAUUGGGCACGUUUGAAAUAACAUAAUUGCAAAUUACUGUAGACUGGACUUGCGCAUUAAAAGUAUGGACGACCUGAUGAUAUUGACGACUAAAUCAGUCGCAUGGCCUAACGUUAGCUAAACAUCGAAAUUCUUUAUCGUUGUUCUUUAUUGGGAAAGGAAUUCACGGUAACAUUAUCGACUUUCGCCAACUCGAGAUUUACCUAAUGAAUUCUAUCUUUCCAAGAAAAUAUUCCGUGCAGUCCUAGAGGCUAAUUGGUAGGGCCUUAAAGGCCGUUGAUUAUUAUUAGCUGCGUCCUACAAGGCCCUCUGCGUGGUAUAAAUAUGUUAUGCAUCACAUGAAUGUUUAGUGACAUUUAAUUUGCUUUAUGUUGGACAAUUCUAACCCAUUGAACAAAAGGAAGACUAUUACUGUUCAGAGCGUGAUGCUUUAAUUGAGCAGGUGAAAAUGACAGUGUCGAGUAUCACUGCUGGUUUUUUCAGUUGUCAUUCCAUCAAUUAUCAAACAACAGAAAGAGAAAUAGAGAAUGGAUUAAACAUGGAUUCAGUCCAGAAUAUGGUUUGAAAUUUGAGAAGGUCUUCUACCACAUUUCACUUGUAGCGGUUGCUGUGUCGCAAAACCCCACUGGAGACGGCCUGCUGAGUCAAUGGAGGACUCUCCAAAGUUAAACAUUUCAAAGUUUGGGGAGGAUGAAAAUGUAGAGGAGCAGCAGCAGGAGGAAGAAGAGGAGGAGGAAGAGGACAAUGACGAUUAUGAGGAAGAGGAGAUUGAGGAUAAGGACUCGGAUUCAAACGCGUCCUGCCAAAGACCUGACGCCAAACUCUCUGGAAACCUGAAUGAGGGUAUAGAACCAGUCCCUGAGGGGAUGCAAGAGGAUUCUGACCGUGACGCUGACGUCGAAUUACGUGACUCAUUCCCCUGCCAGCACUGCGACAGACAUUUCACCAGUAGUCAAGGCUUGGAACGUCACUUACACAUACACGCUUUGGCCAACCACCAGACGCAUACAUUUAAAUGUAAAUACUGCAGCAAGUCUUUUGGCUCAAAGGUUGGUCGGAGGAGACAUGAAAGGAGGCAUGAGAGGACGAGGCCUGGCUCGUUGAUAAAGCCAGUGGGCUCUGUGUGUUCUCCGUUAAAUACUGACGCUGCCUCUGCGGCAGCUGGCUCCUGUACCUCAGGUUCGGCAGAGGGAGAUCCUAAAUCCGUCUGUGACGAGCGUGGAGAAUCACGGGGCGAUCAUGCCUGCAAGUACUGCAAAAAGGUUUUCAGCACGCACACGAACAUGCGACGACAUCAGCGCAGAAUUCACGAGCGACACCUCAGGCUCAAAGGAAAGUCCCUGCUGUCGUCGUCGCAGGCAACGCCGCUGAAACUGUCGGCCACGUCGUCUCAGAAGGACCCCAAGCUCGUCUGCGAGACAAACCCAGCUGUAGUUCAAGUGAACGAGGGAGAACAAGAGCAGCAGUACAUGCUCGACAUCUCCAGUAACAUCUCGGAGAACCUCAGCUUUUAUAUCGACGGGAAGAUAGUGUCGACCAGCACUGUCAGCACUUGUGAAGUACUGGAAGUCAACGCUGGAACUGCCCUGGUUAGCCUGGAUGCGGUGAUUCUUAAUCCCGCCCAGAUUGGCCAGGCUCUGAAUGUGGAGGCUGCUACAGGGAAAGAAAUCCCCGGUCAGCCAUUGACGAAAAGGAGAACCGCAACACCGCCUCUGCUACCACAAAUAAAAACCGAACUGGAAUCAGAGUCAGUACUUACAUCCUCUUCCUCGUCUAUUAUGUCCUCACUGAUAGAAAGUCUUCUUCCUCAUAAUACAGAGUCUACUGUUCUCCAGAAGGAGAAAACUGUUUUCCUGUCGCCUAAACUAAAACAGCUCUUACAGAGUCAAGAUGGCCUCAGGCCUACUCUUGCCCUAAUUACAGAUGGCCAGAAUCUAUGUUCGCCACUCUCCCUCACUGUCUUGCCAGCAGGAUCCGGGAGGUUUAAAAGGAGAACUGGAUCUCCUCCAAACACACCGCAACAAAGCCCGACGUUAAAUGUUGAAAACACAGUACCCGACCAAGGAGAUUCAGCGGCGCUCAUUGAACCGCAGUCGAAAAGUCACUGUAGUUCACCCGCACUCGACAUGUCGAGUAAUGAUGACAAUGCUUCCUUUCCGCCUGUGGAGGAGCCAAUUACGACUUGCGUCCUGCACGAUGGCUGGCCUUCGAUGAGCGGUGGUAAUUCCUGCAACCAGCAACCUCUGGAUCUCUCUGCUGCCGUCAAAAGAAGCGAAGACGAGGCGUCCGGGGAAGCGGUGUUAGAUUUGAGUUUGCAAAGAAAGAGCCCUGACGAUUUAGAAACGAAGGGAGAUGUUACACUUCAGCCUCCAGCCAAAAAGAGAAAGCCUGACGCCAGCAUGUUGGCAAAGGUCCUAAGAAAUGAGUACGCAAACCUAGAUAUUAGCGGCGGCGAGCAAGGAGUGGAUUUGUGCGAAAAUUCCGAGGCACCUUUAGUCACAGACAUUGCUAUAGUAACCACCUCUGACAUAUCAGCUGCUACUGAAGGACUUGUGUUUGGAUUGGCCCUUCCCGCUGCUACACUCAAUCCAACACCUUCCUCUAAUCUGGUCUCCAUCCAUCCUUCAUCAUGUACUUUUGCACUUACUGCUUCUUCUACACAUACAGUACUCCCAACUUCCCCCUCACUGUUUACAGUUUUAGCACCACCCACUUGUACUUCAACCUCUGGUGUUGUGACCCCGAAAAUAUCCUCAGAACCUUUUGUCAUCUGCACUGACAAACCGUUUAACUCAGAUGUGCAGUGUAAUUUGAGCACUGGCUUGCCAGAUUGGGCUACUGCCAAUGCUGCAAGCCUGGUUACCAUCUCCCAGCCUAUUGACCCAACACUUAAUCUACACAGUCAAAUGUUUCUUGCCGAUCCCAACAUUAAUCAAAUGGCACUCACUGCACCGAUUCUUCACUCGACCAUCAGCUCUGAAGUUCCUUGUCCACCAGCUUUGACUCUUAACGAUUCUCUUGUCAACUCCUUUAACAUUACAAGCAACACUGUUUUAAUCGAAUGUACCAUAGCCCUAGAUGCCCCAGAGAAUAUUGUCCCAACUGCUAUAACAGUACAGGAAAGCCUUGGGGAACCCCCAUCACCAGUUGAGAUGGUCAUAAAUCAUGUUGAGCAGCAACAGAUUGUUUCCAUGCCUCAUCAAGACACUGCUGAACCUGCUUAUCUAGUAUCCUCCUUAGCGGAAUCUGUCACUCUUUCAACCACAGCUACGGUCAUACCUGAUUUUCCUCCUGAUGGAGAAAUAAAUGAAACCCCUGUCUCCGACGUAAAACAGGAAAUAACCCAAAAAGAGGAGAAAACGGAAGAAUCGAUAGCUGACUCUAAGAACGCCAUUGAAACGACACCUGAAACAGCCCCACCCACCUCCACUGAAACGGCAGAAGAAGCAAAUGACACCAAGCCAGUGGAGACUUUCACAAAGAACUUCAUGUGCAAUGUUUGCGACAAGCUUUUUCAUUCUAUGAAGGAGCUGGGCCAUCACGUAAGUGAGCAUUCUGACACGUGGCCGUACAAAUGCGAGUUCUGUGUGCAGCUGUUCGACAACCCAUCUGCUUUGCUCGAACACCGCUCGUCCCUCCACGGUGUCGGCAAGAUCUACAUUUGCAGUUUGUGUACCAAGGAAUUUGCCUACCUUUGCAACCUGAAACACCACCAGGAAGAGCUGCAUCAGGGCCAGCAGUGCACCCACACAGAGGAAGAGAAGGGCAAGCUACGACCCCAGAAUUACAACAGUUCGGGGAAAGUCAACCCAGAGACUAUACCGCUCAAACCCCCAACGGAGUCCGAUCGAAUUGUAACAAAGGACGAGGAAGAACUGGACGAGGCCACCGAGGAAUUAUUCACAACAAUAAAGAUAAUGGCUUCUGACGGACUAAAGGUCAAAGGUCCAGAUGUGCGCCUUGGUAUCAACCAGCAUUACCCCAGUUAUAAACCUCCUCCUUUUCCCUACCACAAUCGCUCGCCUGCUGGCUCCGUGGCGUCAGCCACUAACUUCACCACCCACAAUAUCCCUCAGACCUUCAGCACUGCAAUCCGAUGCACCAAGUGUGGCAAAAGCUUUGAUAACAUGCCAGAGCUUCACAAACACAUCCUUUCCUGCGCCAACGCCAGUGACAAAAGACGUUACACGCCCAAGAAGAAUCCUAUUCCACUUCGACACUUUGCAAAAGCCCAAAAUGGAGUGUUGUCUUCUACUAACGCUACAAAUGGACAGAAUGCCCCCCAGAUGGCGAGUCAAACCAACAGGCCCAAAUCAAAUCAUGAAGCCCCUCCCAAACAGAAGCUAAGUGCACUCAACAAAAGGAAAAAACAGUUGGUUCAAAGAGCCAUCACGCGGAGGAGUAAGUCAGGCGCUUCGUCUAAUAAAGUCUCCUCCGCUCAAGUGGAGGAGGAGCAGGAGAUCUUUGCCUGUCCGCACUGCAGUAGGGAGUUCACGUACCGCCGGAGCCGAACUAAGCACAUGGCAGUGUGCCCCAUGAAACCGAAAGAGACGAAGAAGAGAAAAGACGGAGACGUCUCCUUCACUAAAGAAAACAACGGGCACCUUCGACGAGGAGCAGCUCAGGAAGAAGAGAAAAAGCAAGCACCCCAACAGAAGACCAGAGCCCACAGUUCCAACCUAGCCAAGAGGGCGGCCAACACACCUGAACAAGCGGUUCUAGCAAACAAAAAAAGUAGAACCAUCGCAAAGGGAAGCGUCCAACCACAGCAAGAGGCUCCCAAGCUCACGGCUCUGUCCGUAGUGCGGCCGAUCAACUCUCAACGCCAAGACAGUAGGGGACAGCAUGGUGUCAAAGACGUCCCUAACAGCGUUACUGUGGUAAACACCAGACAGGCUCCCCCACAGACUAGGCAGGAGGUUUCCCCACAGGCAGACACACCAGGGAGUGAGGGAGUGUCUGGCCAGGAGAGGGUUGGCGGUGAAUGAAGAAGAGAUCAGAAGACCAACAGGUUUCUACUGUAUUAAAGUGAUUUGAUGUGGCUCUGCAGUAAUUGGGCUGAGCAAUUACAAAACAGACUACUGCUGGAGGGAAGUACAGAGCAGCAUAGAUGUUCUGCAGAGGACUAAUGGACCUUUUCCCACAACUUAAUGAAGAAAAUUGUGUUAAAUAAGUAAAGAGGAAUGCCUAGAAAAAGGAUUGGACAAUAUUUGGGCGCUUUUGUAGUUCAGUUUUAUAUAUUUCUUGUCUAUUUCAGAGACCGUUUGGAAAAGACUGCUGUGCACUUUUGUGAGGAGAGCUUCACAUGCAAUUAUUGUGUAAAUCACAGGAUGGUUUGGUUGAAUACAAAAUCUAGCAAACAAGGCCAUUUUCCUGGUUAUCUAAAAUGUUUCAUUUUUAUUUUGCAGGUGGCAAUCAAAUGGGCAUGCAAUCAUACUGCUUUGAUCUCUGUGUACUGUCCGUGGCCUUUGUGUUUGUACAGUUAUUGCAUGCUAACAGCUUGUUGUACAUUGUCCUGAUCCAAGUGUAUGGAGAUUUACAACCACAUGUUUGAAUUUGAAUGAUGCUUCAAGGUAAAGUCUACCAUGUUAAACAAGGGAGUCCUGUAUUUAUUGAUAAAUUGGAUUGAAUCCAUGAAAUAAAAAGUGUACUGCCUGGUGCUGGUUUAUAACCUGAAGGGUUAUGGUUUAUUUAACUGAUUGAAUAGAUUGCAUUUAAGCACUGAUUUAGAUUAAGGAAUACAUAUUAUAAUUUAAGGACAAUGGGAAUGUAACAUUUAACAAAACCAUAAGAGAGAUUGUCUAUUAUCCAAAGAUUUCACUGUGCGAGUUCGUCACAAGGUUUCAGAAACUACUUGUGAUAUAAUUUGCACAGAGUUUUACCCCAAAUUGACAAAAAUGACAAUAUUUGGUAUGUAAUACAGCUCACGUGAAAGUGUACUGUUAUAUUUACUACUUAGAUUGUCAUAUUGCCAUGGGGAUAGAUUAACGAUAUGUUGCUUGCUGUCAAAGAUGGACUGUAAUUUAAUUUUGCCUUUUCUCUUACCAAUGUAGAGAAACAUGUUGUAGCACAAUUACAUUUUAUGGUAAAUGUUUAUCUGAUAUAUAUGAUUGGAAUUUAUUCAAAACUGGAAGAUAUAUGUGAAAUAUUAUAUUUAAUUCGGUAACUUGGUUUUUGGUUACAGAGGCCCUUUUGUGAGAGUCAAGCUUUCAUUAACAGUGUAUUGUCUGUUUGUUGCUAAUUUACAUGUCUCUUUUGAAACUAUGUGGCCGGAAUCCUCAUGUUUCAAAGCGUGAAAUAGGAGAAGUGUUUGUUCAUUUAACUCCAGCAUACUAAUGUGAUUUGAAAUUCAUGGGGAAGAUAAGCAGGGUGAUUUGUCUAUGUAAUUGGUGGUUAAUCAAUAGUAUCACAGACAAAUAAUAUUUAGUGUUUGUAUAAUCCCUGAAAUUAGUUCUCGGGAUUAGUGCAGUCUUUUCCCUCGGUUAUGUCUUUCAUUCAGACUGACCUUGGAGCGUUUUGUGGAAGGUAGAGACAAAAUAAUGUGAAAACUGCUUGUAGCAUCUCAAUGUAAUAUAAGUCAUGUAUAUUUAUGAAUAAUUUAAAUCAUGUAUCAAUAUGAAUGGUUCUGUGUACGAUUUGCACUAAUGUUUUCUUUUCUCAAAGUGUGUUAAAUAAACAGAAUGUCCAAUUGGA
This is a messenger RNA of Osmerus eperlanus (European smelt), 6794 nucleotides long. It is a transcript of the gene prdm2a, whose product is annotated as PR domain containing 2, with ZNF domain a. Gene Ontology annotation, cellular component: nucleus. NCBI's taxonomy places the organism in Eukaryota, Metazoa, Chordata, Actinopteri, Osmeriformes, Osmeridae. The coding region runs from base 749 to 5089 and encodes 1446 amino acids. The record is from RefSeq and is a predicted model, not a curated record. Gene Ontology annotation, biological process: regulation of gene expression. The transcript is spliced from 4 exons.